GACGUCGUAUUCAAUGCAGUACACAAGAUUCCGAUUUGGGCUACACUGAUGUUGUACGGUUGAUAAUAAAGUUGGUUGGUGGGAGCUUGUUGGAUUAGGUGAGUUGCUAGAGAUCUGCUAACCUGCAAGUGUUACAUCUGAUCUGAAAUGGAUGCCAAAGGUGAAGCUGACGGAUUGAAGCCAUUAUCAGACUUAGCUCAACAGCUCCGCCUCCGUCAGGCUGUCAACGUAGGAAGUCGUGACAACCAACCAAGAUCAAGGAGUGAAAGAAGAGCUGCAGUUCUGGUCUGCAUCUUUCAAGGAAACGAUGGUGAACUACGCGUCAUUCUUACUCAGCGUGCCUCCACUCUCUCGUCUCACUCUGGAGAAGUAGCGCUUCCUGGUGGAAAGAUGGAGGAAGGCGACAAAGAUGAAGUUGCAACCGCGUUGAGGGAAGCAAAGGAGGAGAUUGGUUUGGACCCUUCACUUGUAGAUGUUGUUUCUGUUCUUCAACCUUUCACUAUGAAGAAUGGUAUGGUAGUAGUGCCAGUGCUCGGCCUACUUUUCGACAAAACUGCAUUUCAACCCACCCCAAACACUGCUGAAGUCGAGGCGAUAUUUGAUGUUCCCUUGGAUAUGUUUCUCAAGGAUGAGAACCGAAGAGAAGCGGAGCGCGAAUGGAUGGGAGAAAAGUAUCUUCUUCAUUACUUUGAUUAUGAAGUAGAUGGUACAAAAUUCGUCAUCUUUGCUUUGACUGCUGGAUUUUUGAUAGAAACUGCAUCAUUGGUGUACCAGCGAUCACCUGCAUUUGUAGAGAUGAAGCCUAAUUUCUGGAAUAAACUUGGCAAUACUAGUAAUAAUUUGUAAUUCCGGUAUUUUCCUUUUUUUCACAACACUUAGUUCAUACACCCAGGAGUAUGAUGUGUA
This is a messenger RNA of Beta vulgaris subsp. vulgaris (sugar beet), 906 nucleotides long. Its product is annotated as nudix hydrolase 15, mitochondrial. The coding region runs from base 148 to 846 and encodes 232 amino acids. The transcript is spliced from 4 exons. The record is from RefSeq and is a predicted model, not a curated record. Gene Ontology annotation, biological process: coenzyme A catabolic process. Lineage: Eukaryota; Viridiplantae; Streptophyta; Magnoliopsida; Caryophyllales; Amaranthaceae. Gene Ontology annotation, molecular function: coenzyme A diphosphatase activity; acetyl-CoA hydrolase activity.